AGCGCGCGUUCUGUAUUUAAAGGCGCCAACUGAACGGGUGAAGGGAUAGAGAAGCUUCUCUGCCAUCUUUUCUUCCCGUGUAAGGAGGUAGCGGGGCGCAGCCGUGUGUUUUUAAGGUUUUAAGAGUGCCAUAGGAAAGCACGCCUCGUGUUUGUUUUUUAAGCGGACAUGCCAGAGGAGUCGGCCGCCCCCUUAAACGCAGACAGCAUGGAUGAAAAGCCUUGUUCUUCGUCGAGCACCACCGAAAGCCCCAGGGCUGUUAUGGAAGAAGCAAAGAAGUUGAUCGGGACAGGAAACCGCCACAUGGUUAUGGGCGACGUGGUAUCAGCUGUCGCCGUCUUCCAAGACGCCUGUAGCAUGCUAGCCAAGAAAUAUGGGGAUACAGCUGAUGAAUGUGGCGAAGCUUUCUUUCUGUGUGGAAAGGCUCUGCUCGAUCUGGCAAGAAUGGAGAACACUGUACUGGGAAAUGCCCUGGAUGGCGUCCCCGAGGAAGAGUCUGAUGAAGCGGCAAAACAAGAUGAUUCAAAGAUCGAGAGUGCAGACAACUUGGAUGCUGGCCUCUUCACUUUUACUCCUACAGAGGAAACCAGAGAUGAGCUCCGAGUGCAAGUUUAUGAUGCCAUGUCAGAAAAGGAGGUUGAGAAAGGGAAGGCAGAGGGAGAUAAAGGGGAGACUGAAGCAGAGGUGGCUCAGGAACAGGAUGGAGCAGCUGUGGCCUCUUCUGCCAAAGAAUCUGGCACACCCCCUGUAGAGGAUCAGUGUUCCUCUGAGAAUAAUGAUGUGGCAAUGGAAGAAGGCAAUGAGAAGACUUCAGAAGUAGGGGAGGGGGAGGAGUCAAAGGUGGGGGUUAUGGGUACGAAAGCCACCGAUGGAGGCAAUAUGGCGGAGGAAGUAGAGAAUACAGAGGAAGCUGGAGACGAUGGUGGUGAUGAUGAUGAUGAUGAAGAGGAGGAGGAGGAGGAACAGGCUGCGGAGGGAAAGGAAAGUGAUGAUGAAGAGGGGGAAGAAGAAGAGGUGGGCAAUCUCCAGCUGGCUUGGGAGAUGUUGGAGGUUGCCAAGGUCAUUUACAAAAGGAAAGAAAGCAAAGAGGAUCAGCUGCUGGCAGCACAAGCACACCUCAAGUUAGGAGAAGUUGGCACUGAAUCUGGGAAUUAUAGCCAGGCCCUCGAAGAUUUCCAGGAGUGCCUUUCCAUCCAGCUGAAGCACUUAGCUUCCCAUAGCCGCCUUUUGGCUGAAACUCACUACCAACUAGGCUUGACUUAUGGCUAUACCAGCCAGUACAGCAAGGCUAUCCAGCACUUCAACAGCUCCAUCCAGGUCAUCGAAAGUCGUCUUGAAAUGCUCCAGGAGACCCUGGACAAAGCAGGGGGAGAAGAGGGAGCUGCUGAGGAACAUAAGGAGAUGGAGGAGCUGAGGCAGCUGCUACCUGAUAUUAGGGAGAAAGUGGAGGAUGCCAAGGAGAGCCAGAAGACUGGUGUGGUGGCAUCAGAGGCCAUCCAACAGACUUUGGCAGGGGGUUCAUCUUCUGGCUUCUCAGCAGAAAAUGGUGGAAGUUCAUCUGAGGUUCCUGUCUCUGAUGGCGCGUCUACAUCAAAGGCUGUUUCUGAUAUCUCCCACCUGGUCAGGAAGCGAAAACCAGAAGAGAGCCUGGUGAAGAAUGGUGACUCAAAGAAGGCCAAGCAGGAGGCGUCUGUUAACGGCAGUGGUGACAACGUCCAUAAUGGCAGCAGUACACAGGAGGUGGAGGACAAGCCUGCAGAGCCAGUAAACCCUUUGCAGACCUCUGCAUGAGCCCUUUGUCUCGGACAUCCCUUACCAGCACGACUCCUCUUCCAUUUGAUUCCUCUGUGUUGUAAAUAAAACCUUCAUUUUUUUUUUUGUAA
Messenger RNA from Paramormyrops kingsleyae, 1883 nucleotides. RefSeq names its product histone-binding protein N1/N2-like. Gene Ontology annotation, cellular component: nucleoplasm. Lineage: Eukaryota; Metazoa; Chordata; Actinopteri; Osteoglossiformes; Mormyridae. The record is from RefSeq and is a predicted model, not a curated record. Gene Ontology annotation, biological process: DNA replication-dependent chromatin assembly; CENP-A containing chromatin assembly. Gene Ontology annotation, molecular function: histone binding.